Molecule: messenger RNA, 920 nt
Organism: Nicotiana attenuata
Lineage: Eukaryota; Viridiplantae; Streptophyta; Magnoliopsida; Solanales; Solanaceae
Product: probable E3 ubiquitin-protein ligase XERICO
Exons: 1
Coding region: 170-616 (148 amino acids)
Source: RefSeq, a predicted model, not a curated record
CGCAAUUCCAUAUUUAUUUGGUACCGGUCUUCACAAGUUGAUUUGGCCAAAUAUCAAACACAUGGUAUGCGCGAAUUGACUCCGUUCCUUCUCUCACCUUUUCCUCUCAACUCUCUUCACAAAAACCCAAGAUUUCAGCUACUCAUAUUAAGAAACAGUGAAAUAACAAAUGGGGCUUUCGAGUUUUCCCAGUCCAGCUGAAGGAAUGCUACCGGUAUUGGUAAUGAACACAGUGUUAUCAGCUGCCUUAAUCAAGAACAUGUUGAAAUCAAUGCUUCAAAUGGUGGGUGCUACUUGGGAUCAAUCCAAUUCGCAAGAAGAAGAAACAUCAGUUUCUAAUGAAAGCAGUAGUAGCAGCGGCUCAAGAGAAAGAAGAGUGUCAAUUACUAGGUACGAGUCUUUGUGUAAGAAUAGGUGUGAAGCUGAGAAAAGCGGCGGCGGCGGCGGCGGCGGCGGCAGAGAGACGACAAUGGAGUGUUGUGUGUGUUUAAGUAAGUUUAAAGAUGACGAAAAGGUGAGUGAGUUGUCGUGUAAGCAUUUCUUUCAUACGAGGUGUUUGGGCAAGUGGUUCGAUAAUCAACAUAGUACUUGUCCUCUCUGUCGUUCCAUUUUCUGACUGGAAUAUUGCAGAGUAUAGGUAGAUGAAUGGUAUCUGAUUUGACGCUUCAACUGUAAAUUAGUUGUUGGUUUUGGUUAUAUAAUUAAUCUAUAUAUAACUAAUUAAGGUUGAUUCGGUUCUGUAUUCUAAAGAUGAAUGAUGAUUCUUCCUCUUUCUUUAUCUUUAAUUUGCUAAAGAAAUGUCACUAUGGGAAAGAUGCUUUCCUUUUUUUCAACUUUUCUUGGCCUGUUUGUAAAAUAUGAUUGUGUAAGAUCAUAUUUACUAGUGGAAUUGAAAAGGAAGAAUUAGCAGAAAGUUACUA